Messenger RNA from Pomacea canaliculata, 930 nucleotides. RefSeq lists its product as uncharacterized. The coding region runs from base 99 to 749 and encodes 216 amino acids. Lineage: Eukaryota; Metazoa; Mollusca; Gastropoda; Architaenioglossa; Ampullariidae. The transcript is spliced from 2 exons. The record is from RefSeq and is a predicted model, not a curated record.
CAGCAAAUCACAGAUUCCUCGGCGCCGAGUAGCAGCAGCCUGCGGGAGUGACCAACCACACAGGCGACCACUAGACCCUCGCUAACUGCAGGUAUAUCAUGUACGUGACAGGCAGAUUCUCCCACCUUGUGGCCUUAGCCUUGUCGGUGCUGCUGUACGUUGCGGCGCCCACACCCGUCGCUGCCGAGGCGGGUAAUGACAUCACUGGAGACAUGCCUUCAACUGAGAGGUCGUGCAGCUGUUGCUACGCCACUCAGGCUCCUCGCUGUUGUAUGGAAUGUCUGGAGCCCACCUCGCAAGACUGGGCGUUAGUCGCGUCUCCUCACCUGUCCAUCCUUGUCGCUGGUGAAGGCGAGCGGUGGCUGACAGGUGAUAAAGCGGCACUUCAAGAGAAGCCGAGCUGGCAGGCCAUCACCCCCGUGCCCGAGUGUCUCUGCUGUGCCCGUGGCAUCCUGUCGCCUCAGCAUCUCAGCAGCAGGCAAGCUACGUCCCACUGCUGCUCCAAGUGCCAAGACCAUCAUGAUUCUGUCAACAGCGACGCCUCCGGAGACUUCGCCGUCUCCGCCAUGACCGUGUCUUCUACGCGUCCUCCCGCUGUCGCGCGCUCUCUGACCAAAAGUACAACGGAUGCUAGGAAAACCUUGUCCACCCAGGAUGGUACUGUGCAGAAGCGCACAAGCUUAGAGUGUAUGUGCUGCUCUAACGCUGGGAUUCGAGAGUGCUGCAGCAGAUGUCGCAUCAGGUUUUGACCUUUUUCAGAUGCGAUGCCAUGUCAGUCCUCUAGAAUAGAUGAUAGUAUUCAGAUGCUGUGCCAGUCCUCUUGAAGACAGUCCUCAGACACUGCACUAAUCUUCGGCUCACUGCCCAGAAUUGCGGCUGCAGGUCUCACUCUACACAAUCUUGAUGGAUUUUUCCUCUGAAUAAAUGUUA